Messenger RNA from Sphaerodactylus townsendi, 1151 nucleotides. It is a transcript of the gene COQ7, whose product is annotated as coenzyme Q7, hydroxylase. Gene Ontology annotation, cellular component: nucleus; mitochondrial inner membrane. The record is from RefSeq and is a predicted model, not a curated record. The transcript has 6 exons. Gene Ontology annotation, molecular function: 3-demethoxyubiquinol 3-hydroxylase activity. Gene Ontology annotation, biological process: ubiquinone biosynthetic process; regulation of reactive oxygen species metabolic process; regulation of gene expression. Bases 458 to 1072 code for a protein of 204 amino acids. NCBI's taxonomy places the organism in Eukaryota, Metazoa, Chordata, Lepidosauria, Squamata, Sphaerodactylidae.
GCGGGCAGUGAAGGGGCAAGCACUCGCCUCACCGGAGCCGCCGGCCUUCCCGCCCACCACAACCACACGGAUACCCGGCUGUUGCUCCUCUUUCCCCCUCCCACUUUCAUCCUUUUUUGCCUUUCUGGCUGUGUGUGCCGCGCACCCUGCAAUGUAGGACGGUGGUGGAAGCUCUUGACCUCGAAGCUGGAAUCCAAUCUAAUCUCUCUAUGAGAGCCAGGGUGGUGUAGUGGUUAAGGGGUUGGACACGGAUUCGAAUCCCCACACGGCCGUGGGUGACUUUGGGCCAGUCACAUGCCCUCCGCCACACCUACCUCACAGAGUUGUUGCGAAGCUGAAAGAGAGGAGAGCAGUGUGAGCUGCUUCGGGUCUCCACUGGUGGGGAAAGGCAGGAAGCCAACGCAACGUGUGUGCAAAGUGCCAUCAAGUUGCAGUCAGCUUAUGGCGACCCCAUCUUAUGGCGACCCCAGUUUUGAGAAGAAGAUGGGGUUUGCAGUGCACACACUCCUUUUGCAGGGAUCGUAGCACUGGAACAGCCUUUGAAAACAUCAACAAGCCAGUUAUCGACCGUAUAAUCAGGGUGGAUCACGCCGGAGAAUAUGGGGCGAACCGCAUCUACGCUGGCCAGGCAGCAGUGUUAGGUCGGACUUCAGUUGGACCAGUGAUCCGGCACAUGUGGAAUCAAGAAAAAGAGCAUUUGAAAAAGUUCAACGAGUUAAUGAUCUCGUAUCGAGUCCGGCCCACUGUUCUGCUGCCUUUCUGGAACAUCACAGGUUUUGUGCUAGGCGCGGGGACUGCCUUGCUCGGCAGAAAAGCUGCCAUGGCGUGCACGGUGGCUGUGGAGGAGAGCAUAUCGCACCACUACAACAACCAGAUCCGGACGCUGAUGGAAGAAGAUCCGGAAAAGUACAGAGAAUUAUUAGAGGUAAUAAAGAAAUUCCGGGAUGAAGAGCUGGAGCAUCAUGACAUUGGGCUCGAACACGACGCAGAGCUGGUUCCGGCGUAUUCUGUUUUGAAGAAUGCAAUACAGAUUGGAUGCAGAGCUGCCAUAUUUUUAUCAGAAAGAAUAUAGUGGCUCUUUUGAUCAAUGGUAUGAUCCUGGUAUUUCAAAUAAUGUAAAGGAAACCUACAAUAGACUAUUUUUUCCCCUU